Pelobates cultripes (western spadefoot toad) is the source of this 215-nucleotide messenger RNA. Lineage: Eukaryota; Metazoa; Chordata; Amphibia; Anura; Pelobatidae. The record is from the annotation of a GenBank genome assembly.
AAACAGUUAGUUCUGGCCGAGAAAAUGAGAGGGAGGAACGUUUUUUAGGGAGGGAGCUAGACCAAAAAGAAAGGCGAAUAACCCAGUUCUUCAAACCCCACAACAAUCAAUGGGAAAACAGAUUCUCCGUACUAGAGAAUUCCAUAGAAACACCACCCAAAAGGAAGAGAGCGGAGGAAAACUCUUGGAGAGAGGAACAUCCAAAAAGGAAUUAG